UUUAAUGCCCGUGGUGAUUAAAAUAACUGUACGGUUUUAUCACUCGGACGCUGGAAAUGCCACCGUUGUCUGGAGGUUUCGGUGAACAAAUAGAGGAUUACGAAGUAUUAAACUUAUUAGGGAAAGGAGGCUUCGCUAGUGUAUAUCGAGCAAAAUGUCUUCGCAGUGGCAUAGAAGUUGCGAUAAAAAUGAUCGACAAAAAAUUGAUGCAAGCUGCUGGGAUGGUGGGUAGAGUACGACAAGAAGUAGCAAUUCAUUCAAGACUGAAGCACCCAGCAGUGCUAGAAUUGUACACAUUCUUUGAAGAUGCCAAUUAUGUUUAUCUGGUAUUAGAAUUGUGUCACAAUGGAGAGCUUCAGCGUUUUCUUAAAAUACAGGGCUCCCGCGCAUUACCUGAAGAACAGGCUGGUCGUAUAAUUAGACAAGUAGUACAAGGAUUAUUAUAUUUGCAUUCUCAUCAAAUACUUCAUAGAGAUAUGUCCUUAUCUAAUUUACUUCUAACUAGAGACAUGCAAGUGAAAAUAGCAGACUUUGGACUGGCUACCCAAUUGACAAGGCCUGAUGAGAAACAUUUAACUAUGUGUGGUACUCCUAAUUACAUAUCACCAGAGAUAGCAACAAGAUCAUCUCAUGGUUUGGAGGCAGAUGUAUGGAGUUUAGGGUGCAUGCUAUAUACCCUAUUAGUUGGCAAACCUCCAUUUGAUACAGAUGCUGUUAAGAGUACUUUAACACGUGUGGUCAUGGCUGAUUAUGUGAUGCCAGCUCAUUUAUCAGAUAAUGCUAAAGAUCUCAUAGAUAAAUUAUUGAAGAAAAAUCCAAAAGACAGGAUUCGUUUACGUGAUAUUUCGAAACAUCCGUUCAUAGCUACUUUAGAAAGAAAUAAGUUACAUGGUGAGAAGAAUGGUAUGGGUAAAGGGCUAUUAGGGGAUGGUAUGGUUGAUUCAGGGGUUGGAAGAACAUUGUCUUCAUAUGGGCGACCAAGAAUGCGUUCUAGAUCAGAAGAAAGAAUGUCAACAAUGCCUAUAAUGUCUAAUGGUCUUGGACCAAUGUUUAGCACAAGAAGUGAAGCUUUAUCUGAGCCUAUCGCAAAAACAUAUUCACAUAAGACCAAUUGUGUCGAUUACCGUGCAAAACAAAAUUCUAUAUUACUCGGAAUACCACCGCCGCCGCAGAGUAAAAUAUUUUCACAGUGUGAGCAAUAUAAUAGUUGUGAUGCAUAUCAAGAGACUGAAACACACAAGAAUGAUAAAUAUAGAAAGAAAGAAAAAGUCGACAAUUGUUGCGAAGGUACCGAAGAGGGAGGGAAAUUACAAGUUCCACCUUUGUCGUCAGAAAGACUGCAACCUACUAGACAUAGAACGAAAAAUGCAAUUCUUACUAUCCUAGACAAUGGUGAAGUUUGCAUUGAGUUUAUCAAACGUAGAAAUGGCAUGGAAAAAAUAAGUGAAAUAUGUCGAAUAUCUAGCGAUGGCUUAAGAGUUAUUCUAUAUAAACCCACUGCUUCAAUGGAUGUUGGUAAUCAACCGCCCCCGUUACCUGCUCGUGGUGCAGACAGUAUUUAUUCGUAUGAAAAUUUACCUCCGCGCCAUCAUAGAAAAUAUGUAUAUGCUUCUCGUUUUAUAAAACUUGUGAGAGCUAAAACACCGAAACUAACACUGUACACUCAACAAUCUAAAUGCCUUUUUAUGGAGAAUGGACCACAGCCAGAUUGUGAAGUUCACUUUUACAAUGGAGUGAAGGUUGUACGCGUUGAUGGUAUUGUAAAAAUAACUGAAAGAAGUAAUGGCCCUACCUAUAUCGAGAGUGAAUUUCCACCACAUUUCGACGAUUAUUAUGAGCAUUAUUCAGAGUGUUAUCAGCGUUGUUUGUUGUUAGAGUCUACUUUAACAUCUUUGGAAGCAGCUACUGGACAUUCUUGCUUUCCUGUCAUUAUUGGACGUAGGCCAAGUACGGCCUUGAGUGAUACCCCUUGUUUACAAGGAAAAGAAAAUGUUUCGCAGACAACAAACCAUACACCCGUGAUGCCGUCUUUUGAUGCCAGUUCCGUCAUUUCGACAGUUGCAUCACGUUCACGGAAAAUGAAUUCUAUGCGAAAUAUGAAUAAUAAUAAUUCAUAUAAGAUAGGAGUUCCAGGUGUAGGUACUGCGACACAAUUAUCAACUGGGGAUAUUCGUGUCGAUUACAAAGAUGGUUCUAGUUUAACUGUGAGUCCUCAAUGUUAUGGUGGUGGUAUAAUGUAUGAGAGUAAUAAUGGUACUGUUAUGAAAUAUAAUCAGCAUUACCAACAAAACUCGGAAGUACCUCACGUCGUUAAAGAAAAAUUACGCUACCUGCCAACAGUUAUUAAAUACCUUGUUCAACCGAAGCACAAGAACAUCCGGUAG
Messenger RNA from Habropoda laboriosa, 2384 nucleotides. RefSeq names its product serine/threonine-protein kinase PLK4 (gene SAK). The record is from RefSeq and is a predicted model, not a curated record. The transcript has 11 exons. Gene Ontology annotation, biological process: protein phosphorylation. The coding region runs from base 57 to 2384 and encodes 775 amino acids. Gene Ontology annotation, molecular function: protein binding; ATP binding; protein kinase activity. NCBI's taxonomy places the organism in Eukaryota, Metazoa, Arthropoda, Insecta, Hymenoptera, Apidae.